AACGUUCCUUCUCGCAGCGACGACCCUAGGCAUCUUGUCGACGGGAUCUAACGCGCUAGCAUCCCAGGCAGUCUGAGAAGCUGCGUGGAAAGCCUUCCCAUCUCGUCCUGUCGUCUCGGAGUAGCGCGUUGGAAACAUGUCUAGACCAUAUUCGCGACCAAUGUCGGCCAUCACACAACCUCUGAACAUGGUGUAUCAAGCUCUGCUAGCGGCUGUCGGUCGCCUGGAUAAAUCCUUCAACCCAGCGGACACACUGGAGAAAGUUCGCAAGCAUCAGUUCACAUGGAGUGACUCAAUCUAUGCCCUUCACCUCGCAUUACUGGCCUUCUGGAUUCCCAUGAUGGAGGUUCCGGGAUACCCUACGAAGCUUGUCAUCCCGUUAUUCUUCGCGGUGACGUUAUCCAUCCCGUUCACUGCGCAAUUCGUCCACCGAGCCCUGCCAAUAUUUGCUUGGUUGCUCACGUAUUACACCUCACGGUUCAUCCCUGUCCCUUGGAGGCCGGGCAUCUCGGUGUCAUUCCUUCCGACACUCGAGUCGGUCAUGUACGGGGCGAACAUCUCGGAUAUCCUCACUCGCUUUACCCAUCCCAUUCUCGACAUCAUCGCGUGGCUGCCGUAUGGGACGUUCCACUUCAUACUCCCGUUUGUCGUUGCUGCAUUUUCAUGGCUUUUCCGACCAAAAGAGGUUUUGCACUUGUGGGCCCGUGUUUUCGGGUGGCUCAACUUCACCGGUGUGCUUAUUCAAAUUAUGAUCCCCUGCGCUCCACCGUGGUACGAGGUCAUCCAUGGUCUGACACCGGCGAAUUACGGCAUGAAGGGCUCUCCGGGAGGCCUGCUGCGUAUCGAUCGUCUGUUCCACUCAAACGGAUACAAUGUGACUUUCUCCAACUCACCGAUCAUCUUUGGAGCCUUCCCCUCGCUUCACGCCGGCUGUGCGACCCUUGAAGCCCUCUUUCUCUCGCACUUCUUCCCUCAGUGUACGACCUACAUCUGGGCUUAUGUCAGCGUCUUGUACUGGGCGACAAUGUAUCUUUCGCACCACUACCUCAUCGAUGUCACGGCGGGCGCUUGUCUCGCCGCAUUCUUCUUCUAUCUGUUCCUUCCCGACGAGUUCCGCAAUACAGCUGCAGCCACGGCCCCGCCGUCGAGUGGCCCACGCUCCAAGUAUGAUCUGUAUGGGUUGGAGACACCGCGGACCCUUCGGCGCAGCAUGAUGGUCGAUGCUGCAGACUUUGAGCUUUCCGAGGGCGAAGUAUCUGAAGAGGAGGAAGAUAUCUCUUACCGUUCACCGCUUCCCGUGGGCGUGGCUACCAAUGCCAACGGAGCAAGUAAGACUCAGCAGGGUCCCAAAAGCCAUCGGCACACUGCAAGCAUCGCUAGCUUGAUUCGGGAAGGGGAGAGAGGUCCCGAAGAAGGUUGGCAGCCAAGCCCAAUCGGCGCAACCUUUUUCGAUGCGGCUGGAGAGCUGGAAAGCGGCAGGAAAUAGACGCAUUGUUGUUCAUUAUCACUUGGAAUAUAUACUGUACAGGCUACGUAAUCACUGAAAUAAAUGACUGCCGCUUUCCU
Mycena citricolor is the source of this 1566-nucleotide messenger RNA. Lineage: Eukaryota; Fungi; Basidiomycota; Agaricomycetes; Agaricales; Mycenaceae. The record is from the annotation of a GenBank genome assembly.